Molecule: messenger RNA, 336 nt
Organism: Diutina rugosa
Lineage: Eukaryota; Fungi; Ascomycota; Pichiomycetes; Serinales; Debaryomycetaceae
Product: 60S ribosomal protein eL31
Exons: 1
Coding region: 1-336 (111 amino acids)
Biological process (GO): cytoplasmic translation
Cellular component (GO): ribosome; cytosolic large ribosomal subunit
Molecular function (GO): structural constituent of ribosome
Source: RefSeq, a predicted model, not a curated record
AUGGCUUUGACCGACGUUGUCACCCGUGAGUACACCAUCAACCUCCACAAGAGACUUCACGGCGCCCACUUCAAGAAGAGAGCGCCCACCGCUGUCAAGGCGAUCAAGAAGUUCGCCACCUUGCACAUGAAGACCACCGACGUCCGCUUGGACCCCCGCCUCAACGUCGCCCUCUGGUCGAGAGGUGUCCAAGGUGUCCCCCACAGAAUGAGAUUGAGAAUCUCGAGAAAGAGAAACGACGAGGAAAACGCCAAGGAAAAGUUGUUCGCCUACGUCGAACCCGUCAACGUGCCCCUGACCAAGGGUUUGCACACCGUCGUUGUCGACGACGAAUAG